AGAGAGGCAGGCUGACACGACCACAGCUGCUGCUGCUGCUGCUUGAGCAGAAAACCGCACAGCAAACACGCCGGACCUCUUUGACGCCGCGCUCCGGUGCGCACGGUGCGGACGCCACGGUUUGUUUGGGUUUUCCGUUGUUUGUUUGGGGUUUUUUUUCGAGUUUUGAAAGAAAUUAACAACAUCGAAAAUAAAAGACAAACCAUCCAGCUUCAGAAACAGAGAGUGUGCGCUGUCUCCUCUGCGCCUCAACACACCGAUCAGUAGACAUGGUGGACACCCAGCAGCUCCUGGCCUGGCCUGUUGGCUUCAGUCUGAACACAGCAGAUCUGCCAGAGCUGGAGGACAGCUCCCACUCGCUCGAAAUGAAACAUUUGUCCACGUUUGACUACGCCUCCAUUUCCUCCUCCUCCAUCCCUUCCUCCCUGUCUCCCCCGCUUGUAUCCUCCAUCCCUUCCGCUGGCGUGGCCUAUGACCUAAGUCCACCGCAGAGUGAAGAACACCUGACCAACAUGGACUACACAAACAUGCACAGCUACAGGACACAACCAGACAUGUUCAAUUCCAUCAAGCUGGAGCCCGAGUCACCUCCACAGUACUCAGAUAGUCCCGUGUUAUCUAAGCUCCCAGACGAUACGUCGGCGGCAGCGCUAAACAUCGAGUGCCGCGUGUGUGGGGACAAAGCGUCAGGGUUUCACUAUGGCGUCCACGCCUGUGAGGGCUGCAAGGGUUUCUUCAGACGCACCAUCAGGUUAAAGCUGGUGUACGAUCACUGUGAUCUUCACUGUCGAAUUCACAAGAAGUCGCGUAACAAAUGCCAAUACUGUCGCUUCCAGAAGUGCCUCAACGUCGGGAUGUCACACAACGCUAUUCGUUUUGGCCGAAUGCCUCAGGCGGAGAAGGAAAAACUGCUAGCCGAGUUCUCAUCUGACAUGGAGCACAUGCACCCGGAGGCAGCAGAUCUGAGGGCUCUGGCCCGGCAUUUGUACGAGGCCUAUCUGAAAUACUUCCCUCUCACCAAGGCCAAGGCCAGGGCCAUCCUCUCUGGGAAGACCGGAGACAACGUGCCUUUUGUCAUCCACGACAUGAAGUCUCUAAUGGAAGGAGAACAGUUCAUUAAUUGUAAGCAGAUACCAGUCCCAGAGCACCACCAGCAGCAGCAGCACCAGACCUCCACUCUUCCACCCGUACACGGAGGCUACACGGAAACGCACCCAAUGUCAGAAAGUGAGGUUAUGAGAAUGACGGGCUUCGGUGGACAUGGAGAAGCAGACGCUGUGGAGCUGCGUUUCUUCCAGAGCUGUCAGUCUCGUUCAGCAGAAGCAGUGAGAGAAGUGACAGAGUUUGCCAAAAGUAUCCCUGGAUUUGUCGAUUUGGACCUAAAUGAUCAGGUUACUUUGCUGAAGUACGGUGUGAUUGAGGUUUUGAUCAUCAUGAUGUCGCCUCUGAUGAACAAAGAUGGGACCCUCAUCUCCUAUGGACAGAUUUUUAUGACGCGCGAGUUCCUCAAGAGUCUCAGGAAACCUUUCUGUCAAAUGAUGGAACCAAAGUUUGAGUUCUCCGUCAAGUUUAACACGCUGGAGCUGGACGACAGCGACAUGGCCCUAUUUCUGGCUGUUAUCAUUCUCAGUGGGGACCGCCCAGGCCUGCUGAAUGUGAAGCCCAUCGAGCAGCUUCAGGAGACGGUGCUUCAUUCACUGGAGUUGCAGCUGAAGCUAAACCAUCCAGACUCUCUGCAGCUGUUUGCCAAGCUGCUCCAGAAGAUGACAGACCUGCGUCAGAUAGUCACCGAUCACGUCCAUCUCAUCCAGCUGCUUAAAAAGACAGAGAUAGACAUGUGUUUGCACCCGUUGCUGCAGGAGAUCAUGAAGGACUUGUAUUAGAAUUCAACAGGAGAAGAGGACAAGUACAGAAA
Molecule: messenger RNA, 1915 nt
Organism: Oreochromis niloticus (Nile tilapia)
Lineage: Eukaryota; Metazoa; Chordata; Actinopteri; Cichliformes; Cichlidae
Gene: pparg
Product: peroxisome proliferator-activated receptor gamma
Exons: 9
Coding region: 270-1883 (537 amino acids)
Biological process (GO): negative regulation of inflammatory response; hormone-mediated signaling pathway; positive regulation of transcription by RNA polymerase II
Cellular component (GO): nucleus
Molecular function (GO): DNA-binding transcription repressor activity, RNA polymerase II-specific; nuclear receptor activity; zinc ion binding
Source: RefSeq, a predicted model, not a curated record